AUGAAUGUCAAUACUACUACCUAUAAUCCUGCUGUUGAUCCUAAUAACCCUUUUGGCUAUCUACCAAAUCGUGACCUAACCAUAGCUUCAACUGUUGUGUACGGUCUAGUAACAAUAUUGUUAACGAUAUUUUCACUUAAGCAUCGAACAUGGUAUUUUUUGGUAAUGACUAUUUCCGGCAUUGCAGAAGUGGUUGGCUAUGCAUAUAGAUGGUCACUAGCUAAGAACCCUGAUCAAAGAACACCUUAUAUCAUUAUGUAUUGCUGCAUUGUUUUGGCUCCGGUUGGUUUAGCAUUAGCCGAUUAUUUAUUGGUUGGUCGUCUUAUUCGAUUGGUUGGUCGACAAUAUUCAAUAGUGAAUCCAAAAUUUGUUGAAUUCGGAUUCAUAACCUCAGAUAUACUAUCAAUUGGAGUUCAAUCAGCAGGCGCAGGACUCAUAACAAGUGGCAGUCUAAGUAACAUACCACUCGGAAGUAAUGUGUUGAUUGGAGGAUUAGGUAUCAAUUUAGUUAGCUUUUGCUUUUUUGGUUUUGUUACACUUCACUUACAUUGGUCUAUUCAUCGGGGUAAAGCUGAUUUUACUGGACAGGAACGAUGGGUAAAAAUAUUCUAUGCAUUGUAUCUUAGUAUGAUUCUAUUGAUUAUUCGUUCUAUUUAUCGUAUCGUAGAAUUUUCUACGGGUUUUCGAGGUUAUCUUGCUAUACAUGAAGUGUACUUUUAUGUUUUUGAAUGUCUCCUGAUUGUAUUUGCAUUUGCUCUUUUUGUGCCCCUACAUCCUGGUAUUUGGAUGCCACGUGAAGAUACGGAAUCGCUUAUCAAGAAAUCACGCAAAAUAUAG
Molecule: messenger RNA, 837 nt
Organism: Rotaria socialis
Lineage: Eukaryota; Metazoa; Rotifera; Eurotatoria; Philodinida; Philodinidae
Source: the annotation of a GenBank genome assembly